AUGGUGAGGCGCAUAAUGGAUGCUUAUCAGAAUAAGGAUGCAUUAGAUGAGAAGGAAUUUAUCGGUAACAUCCGACUAAAGCUACCUGGAGAGUUAUUAUCUCUUCUUUUUGAGGAGCUCUUUAAAUCUUGGAUAAAUGAAGUGAAGAAAAUGUCUGAGAAAAAGCGAGCUAUGUGGGCCAAGCAAAAGCAAGACAAGUAUGGCCAUGAUAUUAUAUUUAGGAUGACGGACUUUCUUAAUCAUGGAGACAUAAUCACUCAUGGUCUGGAGUUGACUCUCAAAACCGGAAAUUUUAAUGUUAAGAGGUUCAAGAUGGAAAGGACAGGAGUAACACAGGUGCUACAGAGGUCUUCAUAUGUGAGUGCUUUGGCCCACAUGACUGAAGUUUUUAAACAGUCUGAGAAGUCCAGAAAUGUAAGUGGUGCUAAAGCUAUGCAUUAUAGCCAGUUUGGCAUGCUUUGUCCAUGUGAUAUUCGAGUUGAAGCAUGUGGAGUAGUAAGGAGUCUGGCUUUGAUGACUCAUGUCACUACUGAUGUAGAGAAAGACUGCUCAAUUGAUAUUAUCCGUUCUAGUGUUCAAAGGAUUACGACUCUCAAAGGAAUUCAUCUUCACGAACCAGAUUCCUUUCUUGUCAUUUAUAACGGUGUGAUCCUUGGCAGACAUGAAAACCCACAGGUCUAUGCUAAUUAUAUAAGGGAUGCACGGAGAAGUGGUAGGGUCAGCAAGUUUCUUAGUGUCCAUGUCAAUGAAAAACAGUGUUGUGUCUACUUAGCUUCUGACGGUGGCAGAGUUUGUCGCCCUUUGGUCAUUGUUGAAAAGGGGAUAUCAAAAAUUAAAGAUAUCCAUAUGGCUGAACUAAAAGAAGGCAAGCGUACAUUUGACAGUUUUGUAAAUGACGCCUUGGUUGAAUAUGUUGAUGUCAAUGAGGCAAAUAAUGCAUUGAUUGCAUUGACUGAACAAGAUGUGUCAUUAGAAACAACACACAUUGAGCUUGAACCAUUCUCCAUCUUAGGAGUUAGUGCGGGGAUAAUUCCAUAUCCUCAUCAUAAUCACUCACGUGGAAAUUUUAAACAGUGUGCGGUAGGGAAAAAAGCAAUAGGGAAUAUCACAUAUAACCAGUUACUUCGGAUGGAUCGCUUGCUUAACUCACUGGUUUAUCCGCAAAGACCUUUGCUGACUACAAAAUCAAUUGAGCUAGUUGGAUAUGAUAAGAUUGGAGGAGGCCAGAAUGCCAUCAUAGCUGUAAUGAGUUUUAGUGGGUAUGAUACAAAUGACGCAAUUGUCAUGAACAAGUCAUCGAUUGAUCGUGGUUUUGGGCGUUCCACAAUUAUGAAAACGGAUACCAUCAUCAAGCAAAACUAUAAUAAUUGCACAUCAGACCGAUUUCGCCCUCCCACUAGAGACAAUGCGGGGCGAAUGCAGCAUUGA
Vicia faba (fava bean) is the source of this 1428-nucleotide messenger RNA. The record is from the annotation of a GenBank genome assembly. NCBI's taxonomy places the organism in Eukaryota, Viridiplantae, Streptophyta, Magnoliopsida, Fabales, Fabaceae.